Messenger RNA from Rhinopithecus roxellana (golden snub-nosed monkey), 1924 nucleotides. It is a transcript of the gene OGG1, whose product is annotated as 8-oxoguanine DNA glycosylase. The record is from RefSeq and is a predicted model, not a curated record. Bases 441 to 1664 code for a protein of 407 amino acids. Gene Ontology annotation, cellular component: nucleus. Gene Ontology annotation, molecular function: 8-oxo-7,8-dihydroguanine DNA N-glycosylase activity; damaged DNA binding. The transcript has 7 exons. NCBI's taxonomy places the organism in Eukaryota, Metazoa, Chordata, Mammalia, Primates, Cercopithecidae. Gene Ontology annotation, biological process: nucleotide-excision repair; base-excision repair; base-excision repair, AP site formation.
AGGCUCUGGGGGCGGGAGAGGAUAAGUCGGAAGGAGGGGGCGGGACCUACACCUCAGGAAAGCCGGAGGAUUGGGGCACGAAGCGGGGCUUUGAUGACCCGCAAAGGGCGAGGCAUGCAGGAGGUGGAGGAAUUAAGUGAAACGAGGAAGGUCGUUAAUCAAGACCCUGUGGGCGAGGCCUUAAGGGGCGUGGUCCUUGUCUGGGCGGGGUCUUUGGGCGCCGACUAGGCCUGGUUCUGGGUGGGCGGGGCUGCUGUGGGCGGUGCCUGCCGUGGAAAUGCCGGCCCGCGCGCUUCUGCCCAGGCGCAUGGGGCAUCGUACUCUAGCCUCCGCUCCUACCCUGUGGGCCUCUAUCCCGUGCCCUCGCUCUGAGCUGCGCCUGGACCUGGUUCUGCCUUCUGGACAGUCCUUCCGGGUCUCACUCUAUUGCCCAGGUAGGAAUGCAGAGGCCCAUUCCAGCCUCGACCCCCGGGCGCAGCCUCCCGAGUAGCUGGGAAUACAGGUGGAGGGAGCAAAGUCCUGCACACUGGAGUGGUGUACUAGCGGAUCAAGUAUGGACACUGACUCAGACUGAGGAGCAGCUCCACUGCACUGUGUACCGAGGAGACAAGAGCCAGCCUGGCAGGCCCACACCAGACGAGCUGGAGGCCGUGCGCAAGUACUUCCAGCUAGAUGUCACCCUGGCUCAACUGUAUCACCACUGGGGUUCCGUGGACUCCCACUUCCAAGAGGUGGCUCAGAAAUUCCAAGGUGUGCGACUGCUGCGACAAGACCCCAUCGAAUGCCUUUUCUCUUUUAUCUGUUCCUCCAACAACAAUAUCGCCCGCAUCACUGGCAUGGUGGAACGGCUGUGCCAGGCAUUUGGACCUCGGCUCAUCCAGCUUGAUGAUGUCACCUACCAUGGCUUCCCCAGCCUGCAGGCCCUGGCUGGGCCAGAGGUGGAGGCUCAUCUCAGGAAGCUGGGCCUGGGCUACCGUGCCCGCUAUGUGAGUGCCAGUGCCCGAGCCAUCCUGGAAGAACAGGACGGGCUAGCCUGGCUGCAGCAGCUACGAGAGGCCUCUUAUGAGGAGGCCCACAAGGCCCUCUGCACCCUGCCGGGAGUGGGCACCAAGGUGGCUGACUGCAUCUGCCUGAUGGCCCUAGACAAGCCCCAGGCUGUGCCCGUGGAUGUCCAUGUAUGGCAGAUUGCCCAACGUGACUACAGCUGGCACCCUACCACGUCCCAGGCGAAGGGACCAAGCCCCCAGAGCAACAAGGAACUGGGAAACUUUUUCCGGAGCCUGUGGGGACCUUAUGCUGGCUGGGCCCAAGCGGUGAGUGUACCUUGGUUUCCUCUCCUCCAGCCCAGACCCCAUAGGACUUCUCCUCCAGCCCUGACCCAGCCGACUCUUCCACCACCACUGCCCCAGGUGGCCCUAAAGGACUCUCCAGCCACCCCUGUCCCAACCCCAGUGGACUCUCAUUGCCUUCGGCCCUGUUCCCAAGGACUCUUCCACCUCCCAGCACUGUCACUAGUCCCACCAGCCCUGACCCCAGUGUACCCUCCUCCCCACACCGACUCCACCCUCAUACAGGUGCUGUUCAGUGCCGACCUGCACCAAUCCCGCCGUGCUCAGGAGCCACCAGCAAAGCGCAGAAAGGGUUCCAAAGGGCUGGAAGUCUAGAUGGGGCACCCUGGACAAAGGAAUUCCCCAAGCCCCUUCCCCUCCAUUCCCCACUUCUCUCUCCCCAUCCCCACCCAGUCUCAUGUUGGGGAGGGGCCUCCCUGUGACCACCUCAAGGGCCAGGCACCCCCAAAUCAAGCAGUCAGUUUGCACAACAAGGUGGGCUGGGGGCUAUUGGGGGAGACAGCACUAAGGAUGGUUUUAUCUUCUUCCCUUUAUUACAAGAAGGAACAAUAAAAUAGAAAUAUUUGUAUGGAAAA